Molecule: messenger RNA, 5010 nt
Organism: Girardinichthys multiradiatus
Lineage: Eukaryota; Metazoa; Chordata; Actinopteri; Cyprinodontiformes; Goodeidae
Product: receptor-type tyrosine-protein phosphatase mu-like
Exons: 38
Coding region: 288-4724 (1478 amino acids)
Biological process (GO): protein dephosphorylation
Cellular component (GO): membrane
Molecular function (GO): protein tyrosine phosphatase activity; protein binding
Source: RefSeq, a predicted model, not a curated record
CCUCUGACUCUCUUUCGGUGUCUCUCGACCCCGUGACGUCACCAGCUGCUCGGUACACCCUCUCGGUGUCUCGCGCUCUGUGUUUGUCUGUCUCGUGCGCAGAAGCAAGCCGGAGGAUCAAAGAGCUGAACUCACCUGUCUGCACGCUCACCUGGCCGCGCGCGCAGUCCCUCAGAGUGCGCGAUAGCGCGUGUUGGAUCACACAGGAGAGGAGGAGGAGGAGGAGAGGAGGAAGAGGAGGAGGAGAGGAGGAAGAGGCUCGGAGUUCUCAGGAGUUUUCCCUGAACAUGGAGCGGACUGGAAGUUUCCUGCUGGCCGCCGCUCUCUUACUGGUUUUACUGGGAGUUAGGGGAACCCGAGCGGACACAUUCGAAGCCUGCCUAACUGGUCAGUCUCCAGACUGUACACUGGUCCAAUCCAAGGAGGACGACUUUGACUGGGAGCAGGGCGACACCAGAGACCGGCCCAAUAGCAACCCAUGGAUCCCUGCAGGUUCUUCCUUCCUGUUUGUGAACACGUCGGGCCGUUACAGCGGUCAGCGUGCUCAACUACUGCUGCCACCACUCAGAGAGAACGACACGCACUGCCUUAGCUUCCAGUUCUACCAGGCGGGGGGCCGAGAGGGGGCCGCGCCCGCCACACUCAAUGUCUACAUUAAAGAGAACAACAGCCCUCUGGGAAUUCCAGUAAUUAACUCAUCUGGCCCCGCCUACCACAUCUGGAAAGGGGUGGAGCUUGCCGUAUCCACUUUCUGGCCAAAUUACUACCAGGUGGUGUUUGAGGCGGUCAGCACCGGUCAGAGAGGAGUCCUGGCCAUCAAAGACAUCACUCUGCAGGGACAUCAGUGCAUGAGCACGCCACACCCUCUGCACAUUAAAGGCGUGGAGGUGAACGCCGGCCAGACGGCCACAUUUCAGUGCACUGUGAACGGCCAGCCACAGAGUCACCUGCUGCUCUACCUGCAGGGCAUGGGAGGUCGGCAGGCCAUCGCCAAGGAAACCAAAUCAGCGAACCCCCAGCGUUACGUGGCGAGCUUCGAUGUCAAGAACACCACCAAAGGCGACUCUGGACGGUACCGCUGCAUUGCCCAAUCAGAGCGAGGUGUGGGCGUGUCCUCCUAUGCUGAACUCACAGUUAAACAACCCCCUGUACCCAUUGCCCCACCUCAGCUCACUGCGGUAGGUGCUACCUACCUGUGGAUCCAGCUCAACGCCAACUCCAUCAAUGGAGACGGACCCAUUAUCGAUAGAGAGGUGGAGUACCGUACCAUGGCUGGCAUGUUGAUUGACACCACGCCUGUCGAUAAGCCCACCCAUAAGGUCGGACACCUGGACCCAGACACAGAGUACGAGAUUAGCGUUCUGCUGACCAGGCCCCUGGAAGGGGGGACAGGAAACCCUGGGCCGCCGCUCAGAGCGAGGACCAAGUGUGCAGAUCCGAUGCACGGCCCGCAGCGGCUCCAGGUCAGCGACAUUCAGUCCAAACAGGUGACUGUUCGAUGGGAACCGUUCGGAUACAAUGUAACCCGCUGCCACAGCUACAACCUGACCGUGCAGUACCGCUACAGGCCUGCAGGGGCGUCCAGCAGGGAGUCGGUGAAGGAGCAGGUCAUGGAGGAGGUGGUUUACGACACUCUGAGCUCCGUGCCACAGCACACCGUCCGUAACCUUCCACCAUAUACCAACGUCAGCCUGAAACUGGUGCUGAGCAACCCAGAGGGGCGUAAGGAAAGCGUGGAGCUGCUGGUUCUGACUGACGAAGACGUUCCUGGAGCCGUCCCGGUGGACUCCAUCCUUGGUCGCAGCUAUGAGCAACAGAUCAGUCUGAGCUGGAGAGAGCCGCUGAACACAUUCGGCCUUAUCCGGCAGUAUGAGAUUUCCUACAAAGCUCUGAGCUCCUUUGACACAGAGUUUGACCUAUCCAAUCAGAGUGGGAAGGUGUUCAAACCGGCCAAUGAGACAAGCCAUGUGUUCUCUGGCCUCUCCCCAGGCUCCACCUACUCCUUCACAAUAAGAGCCUCAACCAUUAAAGGGUUCGGGCCCCCAGUCAUCACACAGUUCACCACCAAAAUCUCAGCUCCUCUGAUGCCGGCCUACGAUCAGGAGUCUCCUCUGAACCAGACGGACUCCUCUGUCACGGUCCUGCUGAAGCCGGCUCAGAGCCGCGGCGCCCCCGUCAGUAAGUACCAGGUGGUGGUGGAGGAGGAGCGCCCCCGCAGGCUGAGGAGAGGAACAGCAGAGAUCCUUCGCUGCUAUCCCGUUCCCAUUCAUUUCCAGAACGCCACCCUGCUGAACUCCCAGUAUUACUUCAGCGCAGAGCUGCCGAUGAGUGACCUAAGGAGUCCCAUACCCUUCUGUGUUGGUGACAACCGGACCUACAACGGUUACUGGAACGCUCCUCUGCUGCCCCACAAGAGUUAUGGCAUCUACUACCAGGCUGUGAGCACAGCAAAUGGGGAGACAAAGAUCGACUGUGUGAGAGUGGCCACUAAAGGAGCUGCAACCAGGAAACCAGAACCAGAGAAGGAGAAACAGACAGAUCACACAGUGAAGAUCGCUGGAUCCAUCGCUGGAAUCCUGCUCUUCAUCAUCAUCUUCUUAGGAGUCAUCCUGCUGAUGAAGAAAAGACGAAGAAAUUAUCACUCCUACACUUACUACCUGAAGUUGGCCAAGAAGAGGAAGGAAACCCUGAGCUCCAGACAGGAAAUGACUCUGAUGGUGAACACCUCCCAACACACAACCGUGGUGGACACGCACACGCUGAACGGCCGCACCAUGUCGUCUCCAUCCUCCUUCGUCCUGAAGACAAACACUAUCAGUACCUCCGUCCCCAACUCCUACUACCCAGAUCCGUUCGUACCGACAGCUAUCCUGGUGCCCAUUAAUGACGACAGCAGCCACACUAUGACCAGUGAAACCAGUAGCCUGGUCCAGUCCCACUACAAGCAGCGGGAAGCGGAGCGGGAGGCGCUGCCCUAUCAGACGGGUCAGCUGCAUCCGGCCAUUCGAGUGGCCGACCUGCUGCAGCACAUCACCCAGAUGAAAUGUGCCGAGGGUUACGGAUUCAAAGAGGAGUAUGAGAGCUUCUUUGAGGGACAGUCAGCUCCAUGGGACUCAGCCAAGAAGGACGAGAACCGCAUGAAGAACCGAUACGGCAACAUCAUCGCCUACGAUCACUCUCGUGUGCGUCUGCAGCCUCAGGAUGGAGACGGCGGCUCAGACUACAUUAAUGCGAACUACGUGGAUGGUUACCACAGGCCCAAUCACUACAUCGCUACACAAGGGCCCAUGCAGGAGACGGUCUACGACUUCUGGAGGAUGGUGUGGCAGGAGAACACGGCAGCCAUUGUGAUGGUAACCAACCUGGUGGAGGUGGGCCGGGUGAAGUGCUGUAAGUACUGGCCCGAUGACACAGAGAUCUACGGAGACAUGAAGGUGACGCUGAUCGAGACGCAGCUGCUGUCGGAGUACGUGAUCCGGACCUUCGCUGUGGAAAAGAGGGGUGUGGCCGAGAUAAGGGAGAUCCGUCAGUUUCAUUUCACCGGCUGGCCCGAUCAUGGCGUCCCGCUGCACGCCACCGGACUUCUGGGCUUCAUCCGUUGUGUCAAAGCCAAGACUCCGCCCACCGCUGGCCCCACUGUGGUCCACUGCAGUGCGGGAGCGGGACGAACAGGCUGCUUCAUCGUGAUUGACAUCAUGCUGGACAUGGCGGAGAGAGAGGGCGUGGUCGACAUCUACAACUGUGUCCGAGAGCUGAGGGCACGACGGGUCAACAUGGUCCAAACUGAGGAGCAGUACGUCUUCAUACACGACGCCAUCCUGGAGGCGUGCCUCUGCGGCAACACCGCCAUCCCAGCCAAUCAGCUGCGAUCAGUUUACUACGAGAUGAACCGAUUGGAUCCCCAGACCAACUCCUGUCAGAUCAAAGAGGAGUUCAGGACCCUCAACAUGGUCACGCCCACUCUGCGCGUGGAGGACUGCAGCAUCGCCCUGUUGCCUAGAAACCACGAGAAGAACCGCUGCAUGGACGUGCUGCCUCCGGACCGCUGCCUGCCGUUCCUCAUCACCAUUGACGGAGAAAGCUCCAACUACAUCAACGCUGCGCUCAUGGACAGCUACAAGCAGCCAUCGGCCUUUAUCGUUACCCAGCAUCCUUUGCCCAACACAGUGAAGGACUUCUGGCGUCUGGUCCUGGACUACCACUGCACGUCCAUUGUGAUGCUGAACGACGUGGACCCUGCACAGCUGUGCCCUCAGUACUGGCCGGAGAAUGGCCUCCACCGCCUCGGCUCCCUGCAGGUGGAGUUUGUUUCUGCAGAUCUGGAGGAGGAUGUCAUCAGCCGCAUCUUUAGGAUCUACAACACAGCCAGGCCGCAGGACGGGUACCGCAUGGUGCAGCAGUUCCAGUUCCUGGGCUGGCCGAUGUACCGCGACACACCCGUCUCCAAGCGCUCCUUCCUCAAACUUGUCCACCAGGUGGACAAAUGGCAAGAGGAGUACGACGGCGGCGAGGGACGCACUGUUGUCCACUGCCUGAACGGCGGGGGUCGCAGCGGCGUCUUCUGCAGCGUCAGUAUCGUGUGUGAGAUGUUGCGACAACAGCGCUGUGUUGAUGUCUUUCAUGCCGUGAAGACGCUCAGAAACAACAAACCAAACAUGGUGGACCUACUGGAACAGUAUAAAUUUUGCUAUGAAGUGGCUCUGGAGUACCUGAACUCUGCUUAGCCUGGACCAAAACCUCCUUCUUCUGCUACAGUCUGACAGGCGGAGGAGGAGGACCACUACUGAUUGAAGGUGGAGAGGAAGAGGGGGAGGAAGUGGAAAGUGUUUUUUGCACUGCCUUGUUUGACUGAACCAUCCGACAGUGAGCAUGGACACACUGACAGACCUUCAGCAUUUCUCACCUUGUGUCACUUUGUUGUCUCGUUGUUUUUUGUGUUGUAAAUUUGAUGAGUUGAAACUAAAGCAAAGAAGAAGAAUAAAUCGUCUCAUCUGUGGUAGACCAACUUGG